CUUUGAUUAGGAUGUAUACCCAAAACUCAGAAGGCAUGGAUUGUUACUUGUACUCCUGCUUGUUUUUGGCAAUGACAGUUCUUUUUCAAAAAGCUGGUUUCACAAAAUCUACCAGAACUGGUGCAGUGAGGCUUAGGUAUGCAUUACAGCCAUCAGAAAAUUUGAAAAAACAACCUUCAUCAACUCAAUUACAAAAUAAUUUUCAUGUAAAACCGGGAGAGACUUCAAAUGAUCUAACAAUAUUACAUCCACUUUAUCAAUUAAAAAAAGGGAAAAACCCAUGCAUAUUGCUCACAGUAGAUGCCAUUCUAAAUUUGAAGUACUUAACUACUCUACACAAAGAACAGGUCCGUGAUAUUUAUGUGCCAUUCACGCCGAAAAUAAGCGGAAAUUGCAGUGAUCAGAUUGAACAAAAUCUUGCCAUAAGUUGGCGAACAUUUGUUCUAAAAUGGAAUUUCCUCAAGCUUCCAGAAAAAGGAUGGUGGUUUGUGUCAAAGAUAGAGCUGCAAUGUGAUCCAUCUGACUUAUUUUAUGAAUUUAUUAAUGCUGAAGGUAUUUCUUAUACUUUGUCAUCAGACACCAAUAUUGAACCUUCCAUAGCAGCACCAAUCGGGAAGUCAUUUAUCUGUGAUAGAGAAAUAAAAGUUGAUCUAAGUAGCACUCAGAUCAAUAUGAUUGCAAGUCUUUAUAUGCGAGCUAUGGUAGUCAAGCCCUUCCUAGAUAAUAAAGAUUUUGAAGAAAGCUACUUUUGCUCUAGUAUUGGAUUAGCAGAUGAACACAGAGGGAAUCCUUUGACUAUAGGUUGUUUACUUGCUGUUUCAAUUAUUUCAAGUUGUACAACCUAGUAGUAUCAGAGAAAUAAUGCAAUAUGAGUAACUAAUUGAAGUAAUUUCUUUAGAAAAUUUAAUUCAAUCAGAGAAUAAUACAAUACUUACUUCUGUAAGAAUAACUGGUAAUUUAUGAAACAAGUUUCAUAAACAAUCAGACUUAAUAGUGUGACAACUUUGAACAAUAGUCCUUUCAUAUUGAUAAAAAUAAGAGAACUUUAGAUGUAAAGACAAUUAAAAUAAGAAAAGCAAAAAGAAAUGUCUGAUUUGAAGAAAAAAAAAUGCUUUUUCACUCAGAAUAGAAUUUUGCAUUUCAACAGAAGCACAAAGUCAACGAUUCAUGCCAGCACUAAUAUAUUUCAAGUUGAAAGACCUUUUUAGAAAUACAAAUAUUUUGGUUAGCAAAAGUUAUACCUGCACAUUGAUGAGCAUGUUUAUUAUUAUUUUUUACUGAUUUACCACUAUCUUUGAUGAAAACUGCUCUACCAGAUCGAAGGUUUAAACGUUGAUGCUCAAUUUAAUCGAUUGAGAGAUUCUUCGAUUUUAGUUCAGAGUUUGGGAUCCUUAUAUGACCCAUACUAACCUACUACCUACAACAGGCCUAAGGAAGGUUUGUUUGACAAGUAGCAGACUGAUAUGUCCUGUUAAUGAGAUGGAAAAUAUUUAUUUAUCAUAUUUAAUUUUUAUAUUAUGGGAAAUUUUCAUUUAUCAUCAAAAGAAACUAGUUUUUUUAAUCAUAGUUUCUUAAAACUGAAAAUCAUACCUAUUCAUUAUUAACUAAGUAAUCAAGAAAUGUAUCAUUUCAUAAAAUCAAACUUAUAAUAUGGUUAAUCGCCAAUGUCUGUGAUAUUUUUAAAAAUAUAAUUUUUGUAUUAAAUUUUAUUGAUUAAUAAACAUUUUAUCCUCAUAUGUCGAGUGGUGUUACCUAUCUCACGACAAGGUUAAAUUUAAUAUAGGAUGUAUUUGAAAUGAAUAGUUAAUUUAUCUUCCAUAAUAAUCAGAUCAGUUGAGGUUUAAUCGAAAGCUGAAGCAAAUGUAGUUUGAA
Messenger RNA from Nezara viridula (southern green stink bug), 1872 nucleotides. The record is from the annotation of a GenBank genome assembly. NCBI's taxonomy places the organism in Eukaryota, Metazoa, Arthropoda, Insecta, Hemiptera, Pentatomidae.